GGAUCUUCCGUGAACGGAGCCAAACCAUAGAAACGUGCCAUUGUUAUGAUAAUGCUGAACUUCACUACCUUCCCCUCAGAGGAGGACGGAGUCUGAGGAGGAGAAAUUUGUCUCAAUAGGUGUUUUGUCCACGAUGGCACCGGAAAACUGACGACAUAAAAACGACGAGGUUUCUUUGAAUCAACCAGGACGAGCUCUACAACCCUGGAGACAUUAUGACUUCGGUGUGACCGCCCGCUAAUGGGGGCCUCUCGAUGGUGCAGUUCAUCCGUAAAACCUCCUUCCUGUGCUUCUCUAGUGGGCACACUGUGCCUCCUGUCGUCCGUCAUGCCUGCGUCUGCCUGCCCUAAGACCUGUCACUGCACGGAGAGAAACGGCGUGGUGGUGCAGUGCACCUCGCGCAACCUGGAGAGCAUCCCGCCGAACUUGCCCCAUGACACUGUUGUCCUCUUGCUUUCGUCCAACCGCAUCAAACACGUCACAAAGGAGGCGUUCAUAGACCUCCGCCGCCUCAGGGAGCUGGACUUAUCUCACAACGCCAUCGAGAGCGUGGAGGCCGGCGCCUUCCAGGGGAUUUCAGAAGGCCUGCGGAGCUUGGAUCUUUCAAACAACCACCUCAGCAGCCUCCCGAAGGACACGUUCGCCAAGCUCCACGCUCGCAUCCGCCUCUCCCACAACCCCUGGCACUGCGAGUGCUCUUUGCAGGAGGUGCUGAGGGAGCUGAGGCUGGACCCCGAGACCAUCAACGAGGUCAGCUGCUACACGUCGGUGCAGGAGGAGUACGUGGGACAACCGGUGAUCCAGGUCCUGGACUCGGGGAUCAACUUUUGCAACUUCCACCACAAGACGACAGACGUGGCCAUGUUUGUGGCCAUGUUCUGCUGGUUCUCUAUGGUGACGGCGUACAUCAUUUACUACAUCAAACACAACCAGGAGGACGCCAGGAGGCACAUGGAGUAUUUAAAGUCGCUGCCCAGCACCUCGCACGUCAGCAAGGACUACGACACGGCCAGCAGUGUGCUCUAG
Hippoglossus stenolepis (Pacific halibut) is the source of this 1026-nucleotide messenger RNA. Its product is annotated as leucine-rich repeat-containing protein 3. Gene Ontology annotation, cellular component: plasma membrane. Gene Ontology annotation, molecular function: protein binding. The record is from RefSeq and is a predicted model, not a curated record. The transcript is spliced from 2 exons. Bases 241 to 1026 code for a protein of 261 amino acids. Lineage: Eukaryota; Metazoa; Chordata; Actinopteri; Pleuronectiformes; Pleuronectidae.